AUGGCUUAUUACUACUCAUCCACCCGUUCUUCUCCCACUACUUCUCCGACUCCAUUAAUGUCGUUUUUCUAUCUUUGCCUUAUCAUCUUAUUCCUCAGUACUUCCUCUGCGUUUGGUAGUGGAUUAGGGGUCUCUUCCUCUCAGUCGUCAUCAAGUGAAACAGAGGCUCUACUCAAAUGGAAAGCCACUCUCCAAAACUACUCUGUCCCUGCUCUCCGUUCUUGGAAGCUUACAUCAUCAUCCUCAGCACCAAUCCCCUGCUGCAACUGGUUUGGUAUAACUUGUAACAAAGCCCGAACCAGCGUGGUUGAGAUUAGCCUUCCAGGACUGGAGCUGCAAGAGCUUGCCUAUACUAUGGUUAUAACUGAGAAGUGUGAUGUAUAUAGUUUCGGAGUACUAGCACUAGAAACAAUUAUGGGAAGGCAUCCAAGGGAGCUCAUCUCAUCUUUAACAUCACUAGUUGGCCAAAAGAUGUUGUUAAGGGAUAUGUUAGACCCAUGUCUCACCUUUCCAUCGGAU
Molecule: messenger RNA, 519 nt
Organism: Macadamia integrifolia
Lineage: Eukaryota; Viridiplantae; Streptophyta; Magnoliopsida; Proteales; Proteaceae
Product: probable leucine-rich repeat receptor-like protein kinase At1g35710
Exons: 2
Source: RefSeq, a predicted model, not a curated record